Durusdinium trenchii is the source of this 1261-nucleotide messenger RNA. Lineage: Eukaryota; Dinophyceae; Suessiales; Symbiodiniaceae. The record is from the annotation of a GenBank genome assembly.
CAGGGCAAAGUAUGGUGUGCAGGCCCACCUGAUGCUUGAGGUGUUUUUCACGUUGCGAGAGGUCCUAAGGACAGUGAAUGAUUUUAGGAUAGAAUUGAGACUUGCGCUAGACAUAGAAUUUUAGGAUAGAGUUUCGUUAUUUCGGAGGAUGUUUUAUUCUCUUUUAGCACAGUCAUUUACUGGAUCCAUAUUUAUCCUGCUUGGUAGAAGGAAGGGCCUCGAGUUGCGUUGAAGCUGCGUGCCCCAUGGCGUUGGGCGGAUGGCGAAGUGCGCUACGACUUGCAUUGCUCGGAUGGCUUGUACUUCCAGCCAUGGGAUUGGAUUGGGUGGUGGCCAGCUUGUACAAUGGGACUGACUCAUGUGACGCCAACUUGUUAGUCGAGAAUUAUCAACUCAAUGAUCCAGUGGACAUUUGCAGCGGAUGGAGGAGGUCGUAUCAUGUCAUCAACUCGUCGUCCUUGUAUGAAGUGCUUUGGCAAGAUGAGUCUUGCACCAGCGUCUUGAAAAGUCCCAUGACAAAUCGAACGAUGGAGGGAAUAAGUUUUUCGAAGUCCAAGUACACGCUUGGAGAGUGCUCGACACUUGAUCGCGGCUCAAGGUAUGUCGGUCAGAUUUGGUCGGUGAAGUAUCAGGUGGUUUCGCUUCCCAGCAGUGCUGCCGUGGCAUCGUAUUGCAACGACUCCGACUCCGCUGACGGUCUGUUCCAGAUGGAGAUCUCGCCCCCGGAGACCUGCAUUUCAGGUCGCAGUCUUGCCGGAGGUGGUUCUGCGAAAUGGUCCGGUGGCAAUGGGAGUGAUUUGACCUACAGCAGUUGGUCCACGUCCCCUCUUUGUGAGGCAGAUCCCGAUUCGGUGCUUCGAGGGUCAGGGAAUGAGCUGAGUUAUGGAUCCAUUUGCAGCCUUAAUCGCUACAUCGACUUGACCACCCAAGCUACUGCAGUGUCUAUGCCGGCGUGCAUCCUUGAUUCGGACUGUUCAGAUAUCCCCUUUGAAACGUCCGCAUCUUUGGCUGCAGCUGCAUGGUUAGCACCGACCGUUUUGGCCCAGAGCCUUUGGUGGUUUGUCCUUAACUUCCAGGUAGACUGAUCGACGAGAGGUGCAUCGACUUCCAAUGUCCAGCAAUGACUGCGAGGGGGGGUGAUGACUGCUUUAAAUAUGAAGCCUUUGCUUGACUGCGUUUCACAGCAUCGUAAAUGUGGCUGUGGCUCAAAGCUAAGCUGCCAUCCAAAACCACUCGGUGUUUGGAUGUGUUUGGGUCUUGC